AUGACAACGUAUUUGUUCAAGCAAUUGGACUACCUGAACAAUACAGAGUGGCGUGCCGACUUCAUUUUCGUGUUUACAUUUGCCAACUGCACUGUGCUGUUAUUCACUUUGUUUGUGGGCCUCGUCGCUAAUGUCUUCGUAGUGUGGGCAGUGAUCCGUCAGAAGUCAUUACAGACGUCCAACAACGCGCUCUUGGUGAAUCUCGCUAUCAUCGAUCUUCUCCGGUGCGUGGUCGACUGCCCCCUACUUCUGACCAUUGAACUGCGGGGAUACGGGAUUGGUCAGUCGGGUGACUUGCUAUGUGAUGCGCAAAUGGCAUCGUUUUCCGUCGGCUGCUGCGUCCAGCUACUCACCUUGGCCAGCAUCAGCGCAGAGCGAUACCAAGCCGUAGCCAACCCUUUUGAAAAUAAGAAGCGGCGAAUACGGAUUGCGGUGUUGAUUAUUCUGACGUGGACUGUGGCGUUACUCUUGUCAGUUUUGUGCAUGAGUCGUCCAAGAGAUUCGCCAAUAUAUAUGAAAUGUAAUGGGAUACACAGAGAGAGCCUGCCUGCCAACGACACUUUUGGACGAUAUAUUUUAAUUCCAAUUUGGACAGGUUGUUUUUCUGUCAUAACUGGCUUCUAUGGCCGCAUAUAUUGGAUAGUAAGGACGCACAACAAGAAAAUAUUUGACAAAGGGGUUUUACCUCCUCCCAAGAAGAAACCUGAAAUUGUUGUGGAUGAUGGAAAAACAGCCGAGGCUAGAAACAGUAAAUUGGAAGACGAACCUAAGAAAACAGAAAAUUUUAAGGUUGAGACGCAGAAAGAGGAUUCUCCCCCCGUGGCGGCCGCCAAACUUUCUGAAGUUAUUGAGAUUAAAGAGCGUACUUCGGACCGAUUACAGGCGGGAACUGCCAAGAAAACUAUGCUUACAAUACCCGUUAUCUCUGUGGAUGCAGCAACCAGUUGCUCCCCAUCAGUUUCAGCCGCUAACAGCUCUCCCUUCAUGACGGCCGCCAAACAGCCUGAAGCUAUUGAGAGUAAAGAGCGCGCUUCAGACCGAGAUGAAAUGUUACAGACUGAAACUGCAAAGAAAACCACACCUGAAAUACCUGUCAUCUCAUUGGACGCCACAGCCGGUUGCACGGCAUCCCCCGAAGUAGUCAUGAAGAAAGACUGUCAACCAGCUCCCGCAGGUAUGACGCUAGAAAACAAGACGGUUUCCUUCGAGGCCAAAACGAGUGUUCACGCGGCGUUGACAGAUCUGGAAGGGAGUACAAAAAUGGCAAGUGAGCCGGAUCCUAAAUCAACGGUUGACGUUAAAGUAGAAGAGGUUCCGUCUUUACCAGCGGGGGAAGCACCCAAAACAGACGCUCAGCCAAAUCCACCUGCUGCGCAGGAUGACCAGGAGGUGGCCGGCGCUGUGUGCAUGAUGCCGUCCCAGCUCGGCAAAGAGAGGGCGAGCAAAAAAAAGGAGGGAAAGCUGGCCAAACGCUCGGGCUAUAUCAUACUCACGUUCGUCUUGUUCUGGACUCCGCUCAUCGUGUCGAUACUGGUCAACUUCUUCGUACACAGAAACGGUACUGAACCAGUAAGUGUCCUCCUUUAA
Anguilla anguilla (European eel) is the source of this 1587-nucleotide messenger RNA. RefSeq lists its product as uncharacterized. The record is from RefSeq and is a predicted model, not a curated record. Gene Ontology annotation, biological process: adenylate cyclase-activating adrenergic receptor signaling pathway. The transcript has a single exon. The coding region runs from base 1 to 1587 and encodes 528 amino acids. Gene Ontology annotation, cellular component: membrane. NCBI's taxonomy places the organism in Eukaryota, Metazoa, Chordata, Actinopteri, Anguilliformes, Anguillidae. Gene Ontology annotation, molecular function: G protein-coupled receptor activity.